AUGAAAUUUCGCAAUUAUGUCGAUACAUGCAAUGAGACGGCAUCAUUGGGACAGGCAGUGGAUUUGGUUCAAAAUAAUAACAUUAUAGCAUUUAUAGGGCCGGCAUGUAGUGAUGAUCUCCAGGUUGUGGGACGUCUGGCAUCAUAUAAGGGAAUCCCAUUAUUGACAGGUUUAGGUGAUGUGAUUUAUGGCGAGCGAUCCACUUAUAGCACAUUGAUUCGGGCCUCAUAUGACCUCUGGGAUGAGGCCCGGGCUAUACUGGCCUUCUUAUCACACCUCAAUUGGUAUCACUUCGGACUGAUCUACCGUCAGGGGGACGUCUACUACCAAACACUUGCCGAGCAAUUGCUUAGUUUGUUGACUAAACCAGAAUAUUCCCAUCGUUUCGAGUGUACGUGCAAAGAGGUGUACGUCAGAGACAUCCAUAAAACCAUUUUGACUGAUUUGGACAAA
Messenger RNA from Oppiella nova, 453 nucleotides. NCBI's taxonomy places the organism in Eukaryota, Metazoa, Arthropoda, Arachnida, Sarcoptiformes, Oppiidae. The record is from the annotation of a GenBank genome assembly.